This is a messenger RNA of Porites evermanni, 3198 nucleotides long. Lineage: Eukaryota; Metazoa; Cnidaria; Anthozoa; Scleractinia; Poritidae. The record is from the annotation of a GenBank genome assembly.
CCCUUGGAUAUUCAGGCGCGAGGUCCCGCGGCCGUUGAAGCCUACAACAAAGCUCUUUUGGAUGGGAAAGCAUUCAUCAAAAGAGUACCAGUUAUGAUAAUUGGGCAGGAUCGGACAGGGAAGACCAGUCUAAAGAAGUCUCUGAAGGGAGAAAAGUUCGAUCCAAAGGAACGGAGCACUGAAGGAAUAGCGACUGAUCCUGAAUACUUUAAGGUUUCGACGGAAAUUUGGAGAACAGGUGACAACGACAAAGAAAGUGAACCUUUUUCAGAGGCUUACUUUGAGCACCAUGUGGCACGGUCGGUAUUUGGAGCAUUAAAGGAUCUCGAGAAGCAACAUGCGAAAGAAGAAACAUCUCAGAGACAACUUUUAAAGGAACCAAGCAAAAGUAAGCCUGAGGCGUCACUUAAGUACUCAGAGGUAAGAACAGAAAGAUGCACUCUUCCGUUUUCAAACGAAGUCCCAGAACGUGUAGCAAAGCUAGUGAAAGAGCUUCUGCUAAAUGUGAAAACGAAUGAAGAAAAGGACGAGUUAUUCUCCAUUAUUUGGGACUUUGGUGGACAGUCCGUUUACUAUGCUACCCAUCCAGUCUUCCUGACAGAGAGAGCCAUAUAUAUUUUAACUUGUGAUCUAAGUCGUGAUCCAUACCAGAAAGCUAACAGUGUUGUGAGAAAAGGGCUGUACAAAAACAAAGAAGACAAUUACUGCAACAAGACAAACCUAGACAAUCUUGACUUUUGGCUUUCAUCAGUUUAUUCUUUGGUUGGUCCACAUGCUGAUGGUCAGAACAUAUCUGUUCCGCUUGCCUCACCCACAAUAUUACCUCCAGUGUUUUUGGUGUGUACUCAUGCCGAUGAACCUUACUGUAGGAACAGGGAUCCCAGAGAGUUGGCGCUCGACAUCUAUGGAUUUCUCAAAAAGAAGCCUUAUAGAAACCAUUUGUUUAAGGACGUUUUUGUCGUCGACAAUACGAAGUCAGGAAGCGAAACUGACGAGUGUCCAGAGGUAGUGCGCCUCAGGGAAGAAUUAAUUUCUGUUGCCCAAAGUCUUCCACAGAUGCAGGAGGCCGUUCCAUUGAAGUGGUUAAGGUUUGAACAUAUUCUGCGGUCUUUACUUGAAAAGCAGUGCAAAUGGUUGCCCAUUAAUGAAGCAAAGCAAAUUGCAACAGAUGAGUGUGCGAUCAACGACGAUGAGCAAUUUCGGACUAUGCUUGAUUUUUUGCAUGAUCAAAAGGUUCUGAUUCAUUUUAAUGAAACACCAGAAUUGAACAACAUGGUGAUCUUAGACCCCCAAUGGCUCAUUGAUAUCUUCAAGAAAGUAAUCACUGUUAAACGUUAUGAGCCGACAGAAUAUAUCCUUGAACAAUUUUGGCUCAAGCUGCAUGAGACUGGAAUCUUAGAUGAAAGGCUCCUGGUUCACGAGUGGAAAUCGUUGAUUGAUAUGUACAGUAAAGAAACCUGUGGCAGCCUUAUCGCGUUAAUGGAGAGAUUCAGUUUGCUUUGUCCUUGGCCAUCUGACGGAGAACACAAACAGUACCUCGUGCCGUCCAUGUUGAUGUCGCCCCCUUCAGACGACCUAGUUGAGCUCCUUUCCUCUGUGAGAAUCCCUUCACUUUUUGUGAGGUUUGAUUUAGGCCGAGUGCCUCCGGGCCUGUUCACACGUCUAGUUCUCCAGUUUUACCAGUGGUGCAACCAGGAGUGGAAGAGCCAUAUACAACCCCAGUUGUUUAGUAAUUUUGCUCGGUUUCACAUCCUUCCUGAUCAAGGGGUGUCUAUCAUCAUUAUGUGCCAUUCCUCUUCUAUUGAGAUCGCCUUUCACGAUGGAAGCGACUUUCGUGGAGCAAUGGUGGAAGAUUUAAUUGAUGAUUAUUCUAAUCUAGCCACCAGUCGUGCAAUUCAUUGGCAACUCAGACUCAUUCUCGAGUGCAUGAGCAGAGAGUUUAGCUGGCUAAAACACAUGAGGUACGAAAUGUGCGUUUGCUGUCCAGUGUGUUCGCAGAAAGAUCCUCUCAGAUGUCGUUCUCAUGGUGUCCGUGGCUGUGAGUGUCUUCACUUGUUGUCUGAAUCCGAACUUCAGAAAUUUCAGUACUGUAGCCGACCUGGUUUUCGUGGCGACUACAGAAUUAAAAUCAAAAUGUUUGCACCCUGGUUUUCACUAACAGGCCCUGAAAGCAGGACUCCAGUGAAUCAGGUAGGUAUCGGUCUUUUGUAAACGUUAUGUACAAAAUACAAUUCACGAGUGUGUUCUCGAAUACUACUAAAACCACUGCAGUUUUUUCAAAAGUUCAAUAUACAAAAUUAAAACAUAAGUUAUUUCAGGGAGGAAAGAGUACAAAAAAUCAUAUCUUGUCACUUUGACCUCCAUGCCAAAGAUAUCAUUAUUUAGAGUCAUAAUACAACUUAAUGGUAAUGAAAAAAUAUAUGAAAAUUAUACUAUAAAAAAACAACCACAAAUUUCAGGGUUUUCAAACUGUAUAUUCUCAAUUCGUUGAUUGUGUAUUUUUUCUCAAGCAGCAAGGUGCAUCUGGAUGUAAUGUGGGAGAACUGAGAAGCUGUGUAACUUACCAAGAAGGCAAGAACACUUACAUCACUUGUACUUUUUAAACCCUGUGUUUUUCCUAUCUAUUCUUUCUUUUAAUCCAAUUUAUAAUAGUAGUCACUUGAAGUCUUCUGUUGUAACAUGUGUCUUUGCAAUAAUUUCUAGAGAAGUCUCUUGCUCUUCCCCAUGAUGUUCUUCAAUGCAUUCAGACUCAGUCGAAAGAAACCAAGGAAAUUGUAGUUCAAUUUCAAGAGUGUCUGCAGUUAACUCUAGCAGAUCUGGAAAAUCCAGCACCCAACACGCAAAGAUGGAUUCGGUGUCUAGCUCAUGUAGCUAAAUCUCAAAAGAGAAUUGACGUAAUUGAGCACUUGAGGACUAUAGCACCAGCCGGUACUACGGGUACGUCCACAACAAAGUCCAUGUAAAAAUUCGUUGUUUCUUUUAUUACUGCGAGGAGAGAUACUUCCAAGUAGUAAGUGCAGUUUUUCUGCAUCUUUUGUGGAUGUAGAAGUAUAUACACAGAUUUGCUUGUACAGUUAUGUUAGUUUGUUUUAUUCACACCAUGUUGUUUGGUAACCAGGUCCCUUACUGAACGAAAACCUUGAUGUGCGUUGUAUUCCUUUUAAGAUGAGAAAGGAACUAACAUUUGGUCUUUGUGGU